AUGUCUUCGUAUAGUAAACACGUUGUGUUCGACAUUGUCGGCACAUGUGUGUCGUACGAUGCCAUGUUCAACGCCCUCGAUCGACGGCUAGGCGAUAAAUUACGUGCUCAAGGCAUCAAGCCUCAGCUACUAGGUUAUCUCUGGAUCGAAGUCACCGAGCGGGAGUAUACCUACUUGAGUAUGAAUGGGCGAUAUGUCACAUUCCGCGAUGUCUUCAGCAGCAUCUAUUAUCGAAUGCUGUAUAUGGCUGGCGUGCAAGACCCUCAUGAAUUCUCUAAUGACGAGGAUCUGAACUACAUUCUCCAGGAGUAUAUGAAGUUGGAAGCACGUCCUGGAAUUGCCGAAUGCUUUCAGAUCUUGAGAGACAACGGGUUCACCGUCUGGGCCCUGACAGCCGGCGAUGUGGAGCGCGUGGGAGGCUACUUCAAACACAACGGAAUACAUAUGCCCGAAGAAAACUUCAUCUCUUGCGAUGGGUUGAAGAUUGGCAAGCCCGAUCCACGCGUGUAUAAGCUCAUGCUGGACCGUCUCGGUGAUGAUGAGAAAUGGUUUGCGGCUGCACACAAUUGGGAUGUCAAUGCAGCCCAGUUGGCAGGUUUCAAGGCAGCUUACUGCACCAUUUGGGAGAAAGAGCUAUGUGAAGGACUCUUUGGCAAAAUGGAUAUUACGGCACAUACAUUUCCAGACAUGGCGCGCCAGAUUGUGACUGCAUCUAUGUAG
Molecule: messenger RNA, 720 nt
Organism: Colletotrichum fioriniae
Lineage: Eukaryota; Fungi; Ascomycota; Sordariomycetes; Glomerellales; Glomerellaceae
Source: RefSeq, a predicted model, not a curated record